Molecule: messenger RNA, 2136 nt
Organism: Lasiodiplodia theobromae
Lineage: Eukaryota; Fungi; Ascomycota; Dothideomycetes; Botryosphaeriales; Botryosphaeriaceae
Product: Vtc domain-containing protein
Exons: 3
Coding region: 1-2136 (711 amino acids)
Source: RefSeq, a predicted model, not a curated record
AUGGUCGACGACGAGUGGGCGCUGGACAUGCCCAUCCGUCACCGCAAAGCAAGCUCCCCCGAAUAUCCGCUGAAAAAGCCCGCAUCGCCUGCCCAGCACCGGCGCGGAAGCUCGUUGCUCGAAGAAUUCCGCCCAGCCGCUGGCCGACAAUGGCCACCCCGCGGCUACACGCUCGAGUCCAUGCUGGACCAAGCUCAGGCCGAUGAGCUCAUAAGCGCCGGCACGAGCAUUUUCAAGGGCCGCGUCGAGGACGCGCCCGGUGCGCCCGCGGGCUACUACCGCUUUUUUGCCAUAAUGGAGGGAGAUGACGCCGAGCGGAAUGACCGCGCCCAGUACCAGCACGAGGCAUACAAAGACAUAACCAUGUCGCAAACCACGUCAUCCGGCAGCGCGUAUCCGUGGCUCGCACUGGAGCAACCUUGUAUGGCCUAUGCAUUUGGUUGGAUGCCCGGGACCACGACGCUCAAUUACAAAGUCAGCCUGUCGGGAAGCUUGAAGCCAAAGCUUAAGUACGGCGGCGGGUCUAUUCAGCCACGCAAGAUAAAGUUGGGCCACAUACUGGAUCGGCUGCGCAAUUUGGAGAAGGGAUUCCAGGACGAUGAUCCUGAGGAACUCCAUCAUGAUUUGUACGACACUCUGCUGGACAGCUCGAAUGCUGAUGACAACACUGGGCUGGAGCAGCAGAUCGUUGCCCUGUUCACCGUUCUUACGAACCCAGAGUGGAUUGAUUUCAGCCAACCGAAGAAUCAUGUGGUUGCCAAAUUCUUCGACAGCAAAGAUGGCGCCAGAAAAACGAAAUUCUUCCACCAGCUCCUGCUCGCCGUCGAACUGUACCUCCGGGUGCACCACGAUAUGCACCUCGCUCAAGCGAAGAGAACUCUGAUCGGUGCGCUUCCUCCCAAGGUGUUAUGGGACCUUGCAUUAGCGGAACGUUGGUUGGAAAAUAUGACGAUCAAGAAGUCGCGCACAUCAUCGAAUGAGAGCGUGUUCAGCUUCCAGUUGACGAACAAAAAGAAGCAAAAGGAGGCAUUGCGGCUCUUCGCAAAGACGCUAAAAUGGCCAAACAUGCAGGAACUCGAUUACGUCCUUGAGGAACAAAACCGCUACGAGGUACCGCUUGAGGACCGUUCGGCAGACGCCAUGUCCUGGUUCGCGGGCGUGAUACUUCCCGGCCCAACUUUACCGUGGCUCCUCAUGAACUCUCUGAUCGACUGUGACAAGGAGACUGGUCCAUCUCUCAAAUACCUCACACACGUUGCACCGGCUUCCGGGUUCCAGUACAGGGCUAAUACAUACUGGUCCUACAAAUGCAUUGUGGGAAAGGUCAUUGGCGCAUCAAGAGGAGUCAAGCAGGUAACGGGUUGGAUUGGCCCUUGCUACUACAGCCCGGAUCUCAAGCGCACAGAAUGCGUCAAGAUCAACCAGAUAUCGCCUCCCAAGAUCCGGCUAACACCAUCGGAUGUGGAGUCUGUGAAGGUGCGCACAGAUCCUCUUGGUCCGGAAGAGGACGAGUAUCCGCUUGGCGACUACGACUUGGUCAUGCCCGAGAUGGAAGACAUUACGGACGACAUACGGGUGCAGAAGCUGAGCUUCCACCCCGUCAAGGAGCAGCCAAUGCUCAAGCACGGAGGGGAAGGAGCGCCAUUGUUGUUUGAUGCAUCAAUAAUGUUUGCUUGUGGCGGGGAUAGCUGGCCGAUGCGGCUAGUCUACGACGUGGAUUUUGUCGCGGCAUAUCCCUGUCGUCAGGGACCGCAUGUGCUCUUCUUCGACUACAAAUUUAAGGCAAUUCGAGUGGACGAUGGUCUUGUCGACAUCACGGAAUGGAGCCAAGGCUCUGGCCUGUCACAUUCGGAUUCUUCGCAAAUGGCUUCACGCAACACCUCUCGAACCACGCUUGCUUCGAUGCAGGAACCGGUAUCCACGCAUCUGGAUUGCGUGCUCGUCAUCGAAGCGCUUGGCGUCAGCGACAAUGAAGUGUUUGCCCGGUCGUGGUGCGCGCAGACAGGCCAUCACGCAAUUGUCGCAAACAUCAAAAAGACGUGCAUGGCCUGCGCAAUCAGAGAGGCAUAUGCGUCUUGCAUCAGUGUGGUGAUCUUGACAGAAGGAGGCAGGGUGACUGAAAAGGAUGAGGACUAA